This is a messenger RNA of Penicillium canariense, 1431 nucleotides long. RefSeq names its product Zn(II)2Cys6 transcription factor. The record is from RefSeq and is a predicted model, not a curated record. NCBI's taxonomy places the organism in Eukaryota, Fungi, Ascomycota, Eurotiomycetes, Eurotiales, Aspergillaceae. The transcript has 4 exons. Bases 1 to 1431 code for a protein of 476 amino acids.
AUGGUCGGCGUACCUCGAAGUAGCGGCUGCGCUACUUGUGUGAAGCGUCGGUGUGACGAAAGACUCCCAGGAUGUGCCAAGUGUGAGACAUAUGGAAAGCCAUGUCCGGGGUACGACAGAGGCUUCAAGUUCAUCACCGGAAAGCCAUAUCGUACCCGCAGGCGUCCACCGGGUAAUGGCAGCAGCUCGCCAAACAAGCAGCGGUCCGACAGGGUGAGCCCAAACGCGGGCAAUCACUCCCAAUCCGCCUCUCAGGUGGCUGUUCAGAAAGAACAGCCGUGGUGCUUGAUUUCUGGAGACAUCAAUGUCAUGCAAAGCCUAGAAGCUCUCAUUGAAGAUUUUUCCCAACCAGCACCAUCCUCUCAGAAGCAUAUUGUUUCCCACUGGUUUAGUUAUCUACCUUCUGUCUAUGGCCAUAACCGAACGCUAGAUGCCACCAUCAAGUCAUUUGCGGCACAUCAUUUUGGAAAAAUCUUUCAAAACAACCAGAUGAUUGCUUAUGCUCGAUCUGCUUAUGGAGAAUCCCUGCAUAGACUUCGAAAAUCCCUGAAGAAUCCUUCUGAGUGCCUCUCUUCACACAUCUUCUGCUCCGUUGUACUGCUAUGCUUAUACGAGCUGUUUACCGAUACCGAGGAUCCUGAAUCCUGGAUGAAGCAUGCAAAAGGACUUGGCCAAUUGGUCAAAAUCAGAGGACCUGACCGUUACUGCAACGAGCUGGACAUUUCACUGCUGAAGGUUUCACGGGGACUGAUCGUUAUGCACUCAAUGUUCUCUGGCGAGGCCUGCUUCUUAGCUACCCAAGAGUGGCAUCAAAUGAUGCGGCAACAGUGUGCCCCUGGGAUAUCGAGCGAUCUCCACCAAUCCAUCGAGCAGUUCUUUGCGUACUUCACAUACGCCCCGAGUCUCGUACAUAGAUUCUACCACCUGAAAGAAAUUGAUAUCACCACUCCCGAGGCACUACAGAUCAUAUCGGCCACGCUGGAACAAGCUCUCGACUUACAGAGCAAAUUGGCACCUUGGUACGAGCAAUUUUCUCAAAUUGCUCCCCCACCUAGUGAAACCUUGACAUCGACCGACGACCUUACAUACCCGAUUGUCUUGACGUAUUCAGACAUGACACAUGCAAGCAUCUAUUGCGGCUACUACGCCUACAUGAUCAUCAUCCAUGAAGUCCUGAAAACCUUUGGGUACCCUGGCCCACACGCAGCCAUGGUUAUCUACUUCCGAGAUCAAAUUUGCCGAUCAGUCGAGUAUAGCAGCGUCGGGGUGCUUGGCCCCUAUCGACUGGGGUUUCCUCUGAGGGUGGCAAUUGAGGUCGCAGACCCUGCAACGAGAUCGUGGAUCCUCGCUCGCCUAAGCCAAUUUUCAAAGAUUUACGCUGCUUCCCAACCAAAGAAUUUUGAACCUAUUCUUGGAUCAAAUGAACAUUAA